Chironomus riparius is the source of this 882-nucleotide messenger RNA. The record is from the annotation of a GenBank genome assembly. Lineage: Eukaryota; Metazoa; Arthropoda; Insecta; Diptera; Chironomidae.
CGUGAGCCUUAAAUCGCUUCACACGUUUUUGAUCAAAAUGAAUCAAACAAUUUCAAAAAAACGCAAGUUCGUAGCCGCUGGAGUCUUCAAGGCUGAAUUGAACGAAUUCCUUACUCGUGAACUUGCUGAAGAUGGAUAUUCAGGUGUUGAAGUACGUGUAACACCAUCACGUACCGAAAUCAUCAUUAUGGCUACUAGAACACAAAAUGUUUUGGGAGAAAAAGGUCGUCGUAUCCGUGAAUUAACAGCCGUCGUACAGAAAAGAUUCAGCUUCCCACAAGGAGCCGUUGAACUUUAUGCUGAAAAAGUAGCAACCAGAGGACUUUGCGCAAUUGCCCAAGCAGAAUCACUCCGUUACAAACUUAUUGGAGGUUUGGCAGUUCGUCGUGCAUGUUAUGGUGUCUUGAGAUUCAUUAUGGAAUCAGGAGCUAAGGGAUGUGAAGUCGUUGUCUCUGGAAAACUUAGAGGUCAGCGUGCAAAAUCAAUGAAAUUCGUUGAUGGAUUGAUGAUUCAUUCAGGAGAUCCAUGCAAUGAUUACGUCGACACAGCCACAAGACACGUACUCUUGAGACAAGGAGUUUUGGGAAUUAAAGUUAAGAUUAUGCUUCCAUGGGAUCCAUCAGGCAAAAUCGGUCCAAAACGUCCAUUACCAGACAAUGUAUCUGUUGUUGAGCCUAAGGAUGAAAUUACAUAUUUGAAACCCGACACAGAAUACAAAGCAAAACCAUUGUACAUGGCUGGUGCUGAAGAACCACAUAUUGAUGUCGCCAAGUAAAUCCGUUUGUGAAUGAAUGAGGAGCACUGAUAAACAUCUGAAAUAUUUCAAGUGCUGUAAAUUAAAUAAGAAAAGAUCGUCAAAUAAAAAUGAAGUAAAUCUAUUCC